AUAACUGAUCUGUCCAGCAGACUUCAGGUCUGUGAAGAUUGUAUCAAAAACUUCCAAAAGCAGAUGUCCAUUACUCACCUACAACUGCAGGAUCAUUGUAAAUCUUUGACAGAAAGCAGAGAAGAGGUUCAGCGUGAGCUAACGAAGCUGCAAGAAGAAAAUGACAGUCUGGUGAACAAGUACUCUAAAACAGCACAGCAGCUUCAGAAUGAGGACAUCAGUCUCCCAAAUACUCCUGAGGAGAUGGAAUUGCUGUUACUGAAGUAUCGUGAGGAGAUAAUCUCAGCCAAAGUGGCAAAAGAACACGCGGAAGAGAUGCUGAUAAAUGAGACCAAGUUAUUGCUAUCUCAAGUUUUGGGAGAACAGCAAGAGAAGAGAACUCUGAAAGAAACUCUUGACCAAGAGAUUGCAGCCCUUGAGACUAAACGUGUUGAAGUGACCACUUUACAACAUGAGCUAGAAGAAGAGAGGGUGUUGAGGGCUCAGGCAGAGGAUAAGCUUCGGGAUUCAGAAUCGUCAUUGAAAAGCAUGCAGACCAGGUCCAAGCAGCUGUUGGGCAAGAUGCAGGAGAGGCUAGAGGAGAUGGAUAAGAAGAAGAGCAAACUGGAGUCUGACAACCAUAUAUUGAAGGGGAAGGUUCAAGCGCUGCAAGCAGAUCUCCGAAAUAGCGAAGCAGUUCAGAGAGAUUUUGUCAAACUGUCACAGUCACUGCAGGUUCAGUUAGAGAAAAUUCGCCAAGCAGAAAAUGAGGUUCGGUGGCAACACGAAGAUGAUGUUGAUGAAUGUAACAACUGUAAACUGGCAUUUACGGUCACCAGACGCAAGCAUCACUGCCGACACUGUGGCCGAAUUUUUUGUUCCGACUGCACAUCAAAGUCUGUUCCAAGUGGAUCAAAUUUUCGCCCCUCCAAAGUCUGUGACGUCUGCCACACCAUUCUUGUCAAGGAUGCGACGCCCUACUUCAGCACAGAAGCUCCUGUUACUUGA
Candidula unifasciata is the source of this 987-nucleotide messenger RNA. NCBI's taxonomy places the organism in Eukaryota, Metazoa, Mollusca, Gastropoda, Stylommatophora, Geomitridae. The record is from the annotation of a GenBank genome assembly.